Molecule: messenger RNA, 7912 nt
Organism: Falco peregrinus (peregrine falcon)
Lineage: Eukaryota; Metazoa; Chordata; Aves; Falconiformes; Falconidae
Product: hemoglobin subunit rho
Exons: 3
Coding region: 867-1310 (147 amino acids)
Biological process (GO): oxygen transport; hydrogen peroxide catabolic process
Cellular component (GO): blood microparticle; hemoglobin complex; haptoglobin-hemoglobin complex
Molecular function (GO): organic acid binding; oxygen binding; peroxidase activity
Source: RefSeq, a predicted model, not a curated record
UUUAAUUUCCCAGCAGGGACAGGCCAGUGAAGUGUCUGCCUUUUUAAUAUUGUACAUAUAUUGAAAGAGCAGAGGAGCCUGCACCCAGUCACAGCUUGCCCUGGCACCAGCAUCCCACAGAGGUAUUCAUAGAAACCUAGACCGUGAGGAUCUCUGUUUCAUUAACACCAAGCAGGCUGCAUAUCCAUGGAUCUCCAGCACACGCUUCAGGUGUGGAGGAACUGGACUGACAGGCUGAUUUUUUCUGCACUUCUGCCUGGUGAAAGGUGCCUGCUUAGGAAAACAGAGAGGGGCUUCUCUGCUGGUCUGUGUGUGCAAAGCUGCAGCGCAGGGUGAGAGCACUCAGCAUAUCCAAUAUGCUUCUGUGCAGAAGGAUCUGUGAAGUGCCUAAGUUCAUAAUCAGGUCAUCUGUCCCAUCAGAGAAAUAGCCCUCAAGUUUAGAGAGCCUGUAAACCCUGCAGAGGGUUGGGUGCUGCUGCAACUCAAAGGUUGGGUGCUGCUGGCAUGGAUCUCUUCUAAAGUACCUUACACAUGGGUCAGUGCCUGCUGCAGACUGCAGGUCAUGGGGUGAGCAGGCAGUCAGAGAGCAGGGAAGGAGCAGGAGAUAAGAGGGCAUUAUGUCCUGAGCCUGCUGUUAAGCAUGUCCCAGGGCUUUUUCCUUGAAGACCACACCUCACCGCAGACUGACCACUGCGUGGACAGACCGACCCACCACUGCUGGGGACCCCCACCCCAGCCCCAGCCAAUGACCCCACAGCGCAGGACAGGGAGGAGCUGCUGGCAGGGGAUAAAAACCUCCAUGGGGUCUGCAGCUCAGCUACAGGGUCUGUGUCCUCCCGCCGCUCUGAGCAAAGCCGCCUGCCACCAUGGUGCACUGGUCAGCUGAAGAGAAGCAGCUCAUCACCAGCCUCUGGGGCAAGGUCAAUGUGGAGGAAUGCGGUGCCGAGGCCCUGGCCAGGCUGCUGAUUGUCUACCCCUGGACCCAGAGGUUCUUUGAUAACUUUGGGAACCUCUCCAGCCCUACUGCCAUCAUUGGCAACCCCAAGGUCCGUGCCCAUGGCAAGAAAGUGCUCACCUCCUUUGGGGAAGCUGUGAAAAACCUGGAAAAUCUCAAGGCAACCUUCGCCAAGCUGUCUGAGCUGCACUGUGAGAAGCUGCACGUGGACCCCGAGAACUUCAGGCUCCUAGGAGACAUCCUCAUCAUUGUGCUGGCUGCACACUUCACCAAGGACUUUACCCCUACCUGCCAGGCCACUUGGCAGAAGCUGGUUGGCGUGGUGGCCCAUGCUCUGGCCUACAAGUACCAUUAAACACUCUGGAGGCCAAUGUGUUUGUAACAGUCAAUAAAAAACCCCACAUUUUCUGGACUUAGUGUGCUCCUCUGUCUCUGGCUGCCUGUGUUAUGGGAGGGAGGGAGCAAGGGUCAUUGAAGGGGGAAGAUGGGCUCUGGACUGCUGAGACCAUCAUGGUCCAGAAAGGCAUCCAGGCUGGCCAAAGGGGAGGCUACAUUUGCUGGCUAUUUGGCCUCUCUCCAGAAGGCAUCUCCAGAAGGCACUGCUGCCCUUUCCUGCCUGCCCAGCAGUACUGGUCCUGGACCUCCAUGCACAAAGUGAUCAUAGAAUCUUUAUAAAAUCCUUUAAGUUGGAAAAGACCCUUAAGAUCAUCAAUUCCACCUGUAAACCAUAAAUCUCACUUUAAGUGCAGGCCCAAUAGCUUAAACCUUAUUGUCUUCCAGGGAGGGAAAAUACAUUGCUUUCAAAGGCACAGGAAAAAUGCUUAUGCAAAGCAUGAUAUCCUGACAGCAAAACAAAGACGGAAGUCUAGGUGCCCUGAUCUCCUGUAUCUGACUUCCAAGAUAACAAAAUACACUGUAGAAAGACUCAGUGAGAAGAUCCAUGAUAGAACAGAGGUACUUCUCAGAGGUGAUACUAUAAAUAAAUCAGUUUUGGUGAGUGAAACAGAGCGCAGCUCCAUACCCACCCAUUCAACUUAUUAGCCUUACCAAGUGUAUUACAGUAGGACAGCUGCUAGGAUGCACCUCACAUAUGGAGCUCCAGUGGGACAUCUGGGGAUACUGGCCUCUAAACCAGUGAUGGGCACAUCCCAGCCCACCUAGUACUUCUGAGCUUGCUGAAAUCAGUGGGGGGUGUGUGUGUGUAUUUCUGACCUAUUCUGUGCAGAAGAAGCUGCAGGGCAAGCAAGGGCCCCUCUGUCCCUAAACAUCUCAACCUGUGAUGCAUGUAAGGAUAUACAUUUGUAGAGAUUCACUGAAGCCAGUUUAGAUUAGGCAGAAAUUUAACCCUUUGUAUUUUAGUACCAGUACCAAUUUUUGUGUAUUUUUACAAAGUUCAUCAAAAGCGUUCCCUGAAUCAGCAAGGAAAAUGCUCUUACCAUUACUCUUGCACAUUUUGAUGAGAGUACGAUAUCUAAAAUGUGUAUGAACCCACGAGGGGGGAGUGAGGGCUGCUUUGAAACAGGACUGAUCAGAGCUUUUUUUCACUCAGAUUGGCUCAAUGGAAGAAUGUUUUUUCAUUGGAAUGCAAGGAUUCUGUGUAAUGCACACCAGUUUCAGCAAUGCUCUUCCAGGAAUAACUUAAAAAGCAACAGGGACAGACAUGUGAGUGUUGCAGAUUGUUGAAAUCUUUUUUUUUUUUUUUUUUUUUGCAUGAUUUAGGAAUAAAUUUUCUACCUUUCUCCUGAAGUUAUGUUAUGACACCUCUGUCCCACACAGGCAGCUUGUCUAACAGGCAAAGGACCCAGCCCUGCUGGCAGUACCAAGCACAUCCUGGGCUGGGGGAAAAGAAAAAGUAAAAAAACCCUAGAAACCAGUCCAGCUUUCCUGCAGCACAUCAUUCUCCUUUCAGUCAGCAAAUGGGCAUUUCAGCAGGAUUUUAGGAGAUAAGACUGUUUUCAAUGUCUUGUUCCAGUUAGCACAAAAGUGCAGUUCAAAACCUUGAAAUCUGCCGCCAAACGGAAAAGGGCUCCUGUGCCUGAGGCAUGGGUGGAUGUAACAGCAAGAAAAUGGCUGUGCGUGCAUCCAGCAGCACACGCUCUGUCUGUUCAUGUCUUUAUACCUCUGGGUCCCAAACCAGCAAAUGCUUGCAAAGUGUCUGUGGACCUCAGCAAUAUGUUUUUGCUCCAGGGUCUGUGAAUGUCUUAAUCAUUCUGCUCCUCCUCUCCCACCCUGUGCCAUGGACACAUACCAGUGGUGAUGUGGAGUGUAUCCUGCUUCCUAGCCGUGCACUAUGCCAGCACCUGGAUGGUCCUCUCAGCCUUAAUCUGCAGUUAGAGGUACAGGCAAGGGGCAGAAUGCAGUGCUGGGGUUGCAGAGCCAGUGUACCAGGCUUUCCAGGUGAGAGUUGCACCUCUCUUGUGUGAAGCAAGAGCAAAGUUAUGGCCACCAACAGCCCUUCUGACCCCAAAGGGGGGCUAGAGGUGAGUCCUGGAUGCAAGCCAGGCAAACACCACAGCAAACCUGGUGUUGAAAUGACCUGCCUAGUCCCCACAGUGUGGCAUCAGUAGCUCUAACAUCUCUUUACAGAGGAAGUGGUGUCAGUAAUGGCUCCUUCCUUUGCAGCCAAGGAAUGGAGCAGCCCAGGGAAAGUGGCUUGAUCAAAGUGCCUCCAACAGCUGGUGGGAAAGCAGGAAUCAAAUGUGCAUUUCCAGGCCAUCACGCUGUGCACAUUGUCCUCUCUGGGGAGGAGAGCCCAGCCUCACCAGCACAGUGAUGGGGCAAAAGCAGUGCUGGUGUUUUACCAUGAGACAAAAUAGUCAUCAGGGCAUUUCUGCAGUGGCUGUGCAGAGUGAUGCUGGGAUGCUCAGGCAGGGCUGGGAGCCACGAAAUGUCCAGGACACAGUGAGCCAUCAGCUUGGUCCUUAGCAGCUAGCUCACAUUCAGGACCUGACUUCUGCCUUGCUCUCUGUUACGCCCUUUCAGUGAGCCCCAGAUGCUCACCAUGAACCCCAGCAUCUCUACAUAGUGCAAACACCCUUUUGGAGCCCAGGGUCCCUUUGAAGUGGUUCCAGCCCUCCAUGGCCUGAUCAAAGCAGGGCUAGAAGAUGCACAUUCCCACUUUGCUGUCUGCUGCUUCCAUUCCAGGGGGAAGGAGCAAGCUCCUGCUCUCAGCUAGGAGAACACAAGGUACUGGCACAGAGUGAGAGGAGCAUGGACAGGGUUGUUCAGCUGGGAAAGGAAGAUCACAGCAAAUAAAGUGGGAACAAAGACGCCCUUGAAAUCUACUGGUUUAUGACACAAGAAAUUGCAUGUUUUGGAGGAGGGAGAAGAGGCUGGCCUGGAUCCAGAGUGGCAGAGGCUGGGUAUGGAUAUCACUCCUGCUGAUAAGGGCUCUGGUGAAGCUUGGUGCUGGACACUCCCUUUUGCAAUCAGUGACAAAUAAAUUCUGCUUGUUUCAGAAAGACUGUCACUGUAGCUGCCUUUUGCCAUCAUUGGGAUCAUUUAUCUAUUAAAAGGGAUGGUUCCCAUCCAUGGAAGUGGGCAUGGCCUAGUGAGGGGCCAAGAAAUGAAGAACAACUUUGGGAAUCUUCCAGCCACCAAAGUGAACAGCCAGCAGGAAGGAUGCUUGAGGCAAGAGUCCUGACCAUAGUGAAAUCCAUCCCAGGCAGACAGAAAAAGGGGCCCUAAUUUUCCUUCUGGGGAUAAGCAUGCUGUAGGGUGCUGCUGUGGGUGCACUAGGGGAAAGAUCUCCCUUUGACACUGUGAACUGGAAAAAAGCUACAGAAUUUGCUUCUAAUUGGCACUGUUUUGGUUGUGAUGAGCAUUUCCCUUCCCAUCCUGUGCCACCAAACAGCUCCCUCAGCAGACAACCCCUGUACUGGGAGCUCUGAGCAUCCAAAAAUUGCCAGCCAGGCCUUUGCCCCCAAGCCAUAAAGCAGGUGGCCUUAAAAUGUACUUAAAAUGAACUCUUUCUUACAAAAAUGGAUGCGGUGGAUGGAACCCCUGAAGAAGCCCCAAGCAGAGCACAGGGCUUGGACUGUCUGGGCUAUUUGCACCUUUGUUUUCUGCCAAGUGUCUCUGCCAUCCCACAGCGUACAGGGCUGCUUGCAGCGAAUGCUCAUGGUGUCCUGGCUGAGAUCACCCUGUUAUCCUUGCAGGCACCUUCGGGGCUGUACCUGCUUGACUGUGAGCUUGUGCCUCUGACAGCAUUAUGGACCACUGCCCAACUGUUGUAAACAGCCUCCAGGCCUGCCCAACAUAGCAGGUUUCCUUAAAAUGUCUUUGUGGCUAACCACCCUUAAAACUAAAAAGCCAUUGGAAGUCUUUCACAGGGAGUUUAGUGUCAUGCUGUUUCCUUCUGUCAGCUGAUAACUACCCUGUGGCACUGAUGGAAUUGCUGGAGAUGAUGUGAAAAGCACCUUGAAGGAAUCACUUGCCAAGAUGGGACGACGUUCUCCAGCAGAAACACUGCAAGCUCAGGAGAUGCUGCUGCCCACAGCACUGAGUGAGGAGGAGCCACGUAGGAUGUGGAGGGACAGGGCUGAAGGAGAAGGAAGGCAAGAUAAGCCAAAGCUCAGCAAGCCCCAUGAGCUGUUCAUCCUUUGCUGCUUCUCUUGGUUUAGCAUCUCGCCUCAUGCCUGGGAUGGGCAUUUGAAACUGCCCUCAUGGGAUGGUGCAUCCAAGCUCUUUUGGUGCUGAGGUACCACAGGACUGAUGCCACCAGUUCACCAGUAUACUCUGCUAAUAAAGAAUCUGGAAGCUGUGUCCGCAGAGCAAUUUGCUGACAUUACAGCUUCCUCAUUUCUUAUGUCUAUAUUAAAUGGGAAAACAUGUGCAUGAGCCAUUUUGCAAACAUAGCAGAACUAGAGUUGCAAUUAGACAAUUUAGUUUAAAGUCAGGUCACCAGUUGCAGCUGAAGACAGAGCUCAGUACCUCACUCUAUAACACACUUCUUGCAUCAAUGCUUCCUACAGUGCAUCAGGACCCAGUUUGAAAAAUUAUACUGGUACGAAUACUUUGACAGCCUCCCUUGUUAGUAAAAAAACACCUUGGAUCAAGACGCCUUCUCAAGUAGGAGGGUGGAAAAAGUCACAACUUUCAAAGAUCUAGUAACUGCAGGGAGUAAUGGUAUUGACCAGAUGUAAGGCUGGAAGAACUUAUUGACAGUUUUAUUUGGAGCAGGCAGAGAAAAGACAAGGUAGAGCUCUUUGGAUUUGUAAAGGCUCUUGCUAAGAAGAAGACAUGAGGGCAGACUUCAUCCUGUACCAGUGAGACAUCAUCCCUGCCAGGCCAUUUCUUGGGGCUGAAUUAUUUGAUGUGAACAAGGAAUCUGAUCAAGACAGCUAUACCAACAGUAAAACUGCUGCUUUGCCAGGACAGCAUACUGCUUUUGGGGUACAAGGUAUGCUAUAUACCAAAAAAACUUUUUUUUCAAGUGUAAGCAGUGUCUGCACUCAAGAGUUUGUCAGUACUAGUGCCUGGUACAGCAAAACCAUCCAACUGUUGCCAUGCAGACAAGGUUUUAUUACCUAUUUCUGCUAGCUGUCUGAAAAAAUAAAUAGGUCCCUAUUUGGUUCUGCCUUUUAUUUGGUGUACACCCUAUUCCUGGUUUGAUCAGGCUCAGAACUGUGCCCCAAAGCCACCCAGUUAUUAGACUAAGGGAUAGUCAUCAGCCCCAUACAGUAAUGAAGCAUUCAAUAUCUAAACAAAAUAAAAGUUGUGUUGUCCUCUUCCUGGAGGGCUAGCAGAUAAAAUUAACAUUGGUUUUGCACAGUACAGCCUGGUCCUAGGUGGCAUCAGGUGGGACUGACUGUCCACGUGGGUGAUGUGUCUGGCUUGUACCUCAAGUUGCGCCAGGGGAGAUUUAGAUUGGAUAUUAGGAAAGUUUUCUUCACUGAAAAGGUGUUCAAGCAUUGGAACAGACUGUCCAGGGAUGUGGUGGAGUCACCAUCCCUGGAAAUGUUCAAAAAAGGUGUAGAUGUGGUGCUUAGGGACAUGGUUUAGUGGUGGACUUGGCAGUCCUGGGUUAACGGUUGGACUUGAUGGUAUUAAAGUUUUUUUCCAGCCUAAAUGGUUCUAUGAUUCUAUGAUUCCUCAUAGGACUAAGGAUAGGGGUAGCGCUGUGCUCUUGAGACCUGCAACUCAGAGGCAUGCCUUCAAGGUGAAUCCACUUUCUCUGUUGACAGGGAAUUGCACUGGAGAUGGGAAAUAGAGUUUAGGUUCAUGAUGGCAUGGACAGUAAUGAUGGACAAUGACGAUGGACAACAAAUCUGAAGCUCUUUGCUAGGAGAGACAAGAAAGAACAUUCUUACAUUAAAAUCAUGGGUCCUAGAUUUGGGAGUGAUCAUUCAAUCCUUGUUCCCCAGUAAUCCUCUACUCCUUUGAGCUGGGGUGGAUGAUGCCUAGAGCUGUUCAGGAUGAAUUCCAGGAACGCAGGGCACCAAUGCACAUUAAAAGCCUGAAAACAUGGUGAAGAUGGAGACUGCAAACUCUUUGAACAUCUUCUUCUUGGGUCUGCAUCACAUGUUCAGCCCCCAGCCUCUGGCUGCUGCUGAAAUGCUCGAAACCCACAGCUGGGGAGGAGCCGUGCAGGCAGCUCCACCUGCACUUGGGGCUGCAAAUACAAGUGCAUGGGUAUGAGAUGAUGCUUGUCCACUCAAAGACUGAGGGGGAAAAGGGCCCCUUUUCCCCUUGGACAGCAUCCAAAAUUGCUAUCUUUCCUUGUGCAGCCCAGCUCCCUCCCCAGCCCCAACCAAUAGCUACGUGAAUUGAGAUUAGAACAAGCGGUUACUAGUGUAUAAAAAUCCCUGGGGCAGACUUCUGCUCCACUUCCUUGUCAUUGUUCAGGGAAGCCCCAGCCAAACCCUCCUGCUCUACACCAUGGUGCACUGGACAGCUGAAGAGAAGCAGCUCAUCACUGGCCUCUGGGGCAAGGUCAAUGUGGCCGAAUGUGGUGCU